AUGGAGAACCAACCGAGAAGAUACGGUGUGAUUUUGUACGAUGGUUUCCAACUCAUCGAUGUUUGUGGGCCACUCGACGUCCUCAACAGCCUUUCGGCCCGCGUCCCAGGCAUCAGCCUUUCGCUCAUUGCGGAGGAUACCUCCCCAAAGUCCACCAUCCCCAAAGAAUGGCCUGCAAAUAUGGGAAUGUCGCCUUUUUCAACGUCGCAGACCUUGCAGCCCACUCACGAUUUCAAGACUGCCCCCGAACUCGAUGUCCUCAUUGUUCCCGGAGGCAUGGGCUCCUUCGACCCCGUUAGAACCGGCAAACCCAAUCCAGCCGUGGUUGACCCAAUUGUCGAAUUCGUGCGGGAUCGAUAUCCAAAGUUGAAAUAUCUGCUCACCGUGUGCACAGGGUCUGGGAUCGUUUCCCAGACCGGCCUGCUUGACGGCAAGAGGGCAACUUUGUUCAAGGGAGCAUGGGAGGUCAUCCCCAAGUGGCGGCCCCAGGUUCAUUGGCAGCCGAGGGCCAGGUGGACAGAAGAGGGGAACAUAUGGACAUCUUCCGGGGUGUCUAGCGGCAUAGACUUGAUGUUUGCUUUUGUGAAGCAUAUUCAUGGUGAUGAAAUUGCCCAGGACAUUUCGGUGUGGAUGGAAUAUAGCAGGCAAUUGAAUCCCGACGAUGAUCCAUUUGGGAUCACCGUUGCAGAAGAACGCGAGUGA
This is a messenger RNA of Cladophialophora psammophila CBS 110553, 702 nucleotides long. RefSeq lists its product as uncharacterized. The transcript has a single exon. The record is from RefSeq and is a predicted model, not a curated record. Bases 1 to 702 code for a protein of 233 amino acids. NCBI's taxonomy places the organism in Eukaryota, Fungi, Ascomycota, Eurotiomycetes, Chaetothyriales, Herpotrichiellaceae.